CUUAGUAUCAGAAUUUGCUUCGCUCCACUGGAACCACUAUACCUAACGGUUUAUUAAUGAUUUUCUACGAGAAAUUAAACGACUAGUGCUGGUGAAACGACACAAUGAGUGCAAACGACGAAUUCAAUCCGGAUAGUCUAAUAGCUGAAGGAAAAAACAAAACUAACGUAAAAUGUAGCCACUGCGACUCGUUAAUGUUAAAACCCGAUACAGCAGAUUACGUAGAAAAUGAGUUUGAGCUGCCGGAACCAUACCAAAAAAAGCGUCAGCAAGGAGUGGACGUAAGCGAAUUUGUGUGUAAAAAGUUCAAAGAUUUCUGGGUAGUCGCCGAUAUGUUCACAUUCGAGAAUAUUGGCUUUUCGCAUACGCACUGCAGCGUGUUAAGCACGAGGAGGACACGUGAAGUUUGCUGCUGCUUCUACGAUCAUCAGAAUGUCAGACGAUUUCCUUUUAAAUUCCAUGCAAACGAUUUGCAGAAUGCUACCAAGCUGAACGUACGGUAUUGUAACAAUUGAGUUUAAUGCUUACAUAAACAAUCUAAACUAUACACAUUACUUACAAUAAAGUAUAUACUAAUAAAAAGUAAGACAUUUCUUACAAUGAAUAUUCAACA
Molecule: messenger RNA, 613 nt
Organism: Sabethes cyaneus
Lineage: Eukaryota; Metazoa; Arthropoda; Insecta; Diptera; Culicidae
Gene: strat
Product: guanine nucleotide exchange factor MSS4 homolog
Exons: 3
Coding region: 105-515 (136 amino acids)
Biological process (GO): post-Golgi vesicle-mediated transport; small GTPase-mediated signal transduction
Cellular component (GO): membrane; cytosol
Molecular function (GO): zinc ion binding; guanyl-nucleotide exchange factor activity
Source: RefSeq, a predicted model, not a curated record